UCCGGCUGGCGUCCGCGCUGUGAGUGACGCCACGGAAGGACAGCGUGAAGAGCGGUCCGCGUGUGCGUCAGGCGGUCUUUCCUCCGGCUUCCUCCUCAUAGCCGCGGGGUUUUCGCAGUUUUGCGUGCGGCGCGCGGUGCAGUCAUUUGCGUCCCGGGACGCUGCUAGGGAGGGAGCCGGAAGGACUUCCUGCGUCCCCGGAACCUGCAGCGGAAGUGCCAGCCCCCGUGUCCUGAGUCAGAGCGCUCUGGCUUACCCGUGUGUCUGAGCUGGGGGGACGAGGCGGUGGUGGCCCCGCAGUCCUCGCUCACGUUGCUUUGCUCCGGCUGCUGCGGGAGCCUAAGGGGGAGCUGGCAGUGGGAGGCUUGGCGUUUGGAGCCCGGAGCUCUGUUCCAGACGGACAGUUUUGGGGGGGGAGAAAUGGCCGGAACUUUCUUUUGCCUGGGACUCCCGUUCCUGAGCAUAAAAUAGCAGCAUAAAAUAGCACCGGGGUCAAACUUAGAACCGCAGCCGGAGGACCGUGUCAAUGUGGCCGGGAGGAAGCACGGUUCUGGGAAGCUGAAGCCGGCCGGGGAAACGGGGUGUAUGCAGCACCGGUGACCCUGCCCCGAGGUGCCAGUUAUUUCCCCCCUGCCAUGUUGUUUUCUGGGCCCCUCCUCAAGUGCUGGGAGCUGGGCUGUGACUCGGGGCCCCGUUGCGCGUCACGUCCAGAUCUCUCAUGCCGGCACCGAGCCCCCAGUUGCUGGUGGCAGCCGCUAGGCAGACCCUGGGCGUGGGAAAGAGGAAGGGCCCGCCUCGCGCCGCCUGCCUUCGCCUGGCAGGAGAGGUGCUGGCCGUGGCCCGCGGGCUGAAGCCGGCUGUCCUCUACGACUGCAACUCGGCCGGCGGGUCGGCGCUCCAGAGCUAUCUGGAGGAGCUGCAGGAGCUGGGCGUCCUGACUUCGGGACUUCACGUCCUGGAGAUUGGGGAGAAUAACCUCGUUGUCAGCCUUGAGCACGCCUGUCGGCAUUUGGAGCAGGUGCUGCUCGGCACCACCGCUCUAGUGGAUGUGUCCCGCACCCGGCCUCGUCCUUCUGUCUGUUCGCUGGAGCAGCUCCAGGGCUUGAAGUCCCUCGUAACCGAGAUCGUCACACAUCUUCAAGGACUGCGGAGGCAAGUGUCUCUGGGAGUCUCCCGCAGCAAGCUGUGCUCCUCGGAUUGGAAUCUCUGCACCGUGUUUGGGAUACUCCUGGGCUAUCCUGUCUCUUACACGUUUCACCCGAAACACGAAGAUGGCAACUGUCUAGCCAUGACCCCCUUGCGGGUGUUCACUGUCCAGAUUUCAUGGCUGCCCGGUCAACCUCCAGUUCUGCUCUACUCCUUUAGUGUCCCAGAGAGUUUGUUCCCAGCCCUGAAGGACUCCCUAAGCACCUGGGAGAAGGAGCUCAGAACCCGAUUUAGGACUCAGAAUGACUUUGGUGACCUCAGUGUCUCUUCUGAGAUAGUCACACUGCCCGCUGUGGCCCUCUGACUUAGCUCCUCUGCCUGUUGAGAAGGUGAAUGCUUUUCUCUGCGUGGAAGAUUUCAGUCACUAUCAUUAAAAAAUAAAUACAUUGCACCCUUUA
Mesocricetus auratus (golden hamster) is the source of this 1604-nucleotide messenger RNA. RefSeq names its product chromosome unknown C1orf74 homolog (gene CUNH1orf74). Bases 719 to 1510 code for a protein of 263 amino acids. The transcript has a single exon. The record is from RefSeq and is a predicted model, not a curated record. NCBI's taxonomy places the organism in Eukaryota, Metazoa, Chordata, Mammalia, Rodentia, Cricetidae.